This is a messenger RNA of Talaromyces atroroseus, 1704 nucleotides long. RefSeq lists its product as hypothetical. Bases 1 to 1704 code for a protein of 567 amino acids. The transcript has 11 exons. Gene Ontology annotation, biological process: transmembrane transport. Gene Ontology annotation, molecular function: transmembrane transporter activity. Lineage: Eukaryota; Fungi; Ascomycota; Eurotiomycetes; Eurotiales; Trichocomaceae. The record is from RefSeq and is a predicted model, not a curated record. Gene Ontology annotation, cellular component: membrane.
AUGGCGGCCGAAAGAACCUUCGUGAAAACUCAGCACGAAGCCAAAGACGCGAGGGUCACAGAAACCAUCGUGGGCCCCGAGAUGUCGACCCCGGAUAGCGACGAGGAAACCGUGUCCACCGUGCCUGAUAACAUCUUCCUGGACCCAAAAGUGCUCGCGCAUUACCAGAAGGUAUACGAAGAUGCGAAAUACGAGUGUCGCCAUGUACUCGACCCAAAUCUCGUAUGGACGCGCGAGGAAGAGCGGAAACUGGUGCGCAAGCUCGACUGGCAUGUCUGUUUGUGGGCGUGUACCAUGUUCUUCGCGCUGCAAGUAGACAGAGGAAAUCUCACCCAGGCCGUGUCAGGCAAUAUGCUCGUCGACCUCAAGCUGACAACAAACGAUUAUGACACUGGCAAUACCAUAUUUCUGGUCUCAUUCCUGCUGGCUGAGCUGCCUUCCCAGCUCAUAUCCAAGAAGAUCGGCCCAGACCGAUGGAUUCCCACUCAAAUGACCCUGUGGUCCAUUGUUGCCAUCAGCCAGAUGGCGCUCAGUGGCAGGAAAUCGUUUUUUGCAACAAGGUCGCUACUGGGGAUCCUAGAGGGCGGUUUCAUUCCGGACAUUGUACUGUGGCUUUCGUACUUCUAUACUGGUCAUGAGCUGCCAAUUCGAUUGAGUUUUUUCUGGACGGCAUUGAGUGUCACUGGGAUCAUCACCUCAUUGCUAGCGUUCGCCAUUUUCCAUCUGGACGGGGUUCAUGGCAUAGCAGGUUGGAGGUACCUCUUUCUCAUUGAAGGGCUGGUCACUCUCUCAGUCGGCAUUGCGUCCUUCUUUCUUAUGCCAGCCUCAGCGGUGCAGACUAAGACCUGGUUCCGGCCAAAGGGCUGGUUUACUGAUCGUGAGUUGGGCAUCGUCGUCAAUCGCGUCCUACGAGAUGAUCCAAGCAAGGGUGAUAUGCAUAACCGCAUGGCCAUUACGCCAAAGCGUCUGUGGCGUUCGUUGACCGACUUCGACUUAUGGCCUAUUUAUGCCCUCGGCUUAAUCGCCUAUAUCCCUCAGGCACCAGUGUCAUAUUACAUGACUUUGUCGCUGCGACAUCUGGGAUUCAAUUCGUUCCAAACGAACCUUCUCACAAUACCCUCAACGGUGGGCUUCAUUAUUAUGCUAUUAACAUUAACGUGGUUCAGCGAGCGACUCCGCGAGCGCACGUUUGUGGCCAUCUUCCAGCCCAUCUGGACAUUGCCCUGCGUGAUUGCCUUGCGCUUCUGGCCCGGUUCGCUGAAGGAGCCCUGGGGCACGUAUGCGCUGAUGACGGUUCUUCUGAGCUAUCCUUACUGCCAUGCCAUCCUUGUGUGCGUUGCUGCCUUUCCCUUUCCUUUUGAUCGACUAUUAACAGCGAAUCUGCAGGGCAUGGACAUCGAAAAACUCGGCAUCCGUGCGAACGCGCUCGGUGUCGGCAGCUUGAUGGUCCAAGUCGGCGGCGUAAUAUCAGCCAACAUCUACCGCUCCGACGACGCGCCCUUGUAUCACCGUGGAAACACAGUCCUUAUCAUCAUUAACAUCCUUGUGAUCAUCCUUUUUGUCCUGACCAAACUCUACUAUGUGUCCAGGAAUAGGUGGAAGGCGAAGAAGUGGGCUGCAUUGACUGAGGAAGAAAGAAUCGACUACAUGGAGAAUACAACAGACCAGGGGAACAAGCGGCUGGACUUCAUAUUUGCCCACUAG